AUGAUGAGUCCCUCACAAAUGUUAUCAAUUUAUGGCGGAAUAACCGCAUUAGUUUAUAUGGAAACUGAUUCAUUUCGGUUAUCGCAUCCAUUUUUAUCCAUUUUACCAUUUCUUGCAUUAGUAUUGUUAACAAUAAAUCUCGCUAUGCCAAAGAAGCCGAAAGUGUUAACGAGUAUUUCAUUUAUUGGACAUACGAUUGGUUUUACGAUUUAUUACAUUUUUAUUGUUUAUUAUUGUUUUUUCGAUGUUUUUACGUCGAUACCGAUUUUUGUUAUGAUUUUAUCAGUGAACUUAGCAAUCAAUUGUUUUUCUAUAACAGCCGCUGGUUCGUUAUGGAAAUACGGUGCAUCACUGAAGUAUCCAUCGUCUACAUCACAGGUUAUUUCUUUCUAUUUUUUCAUACCAUUUAUAAUCGAAGAUAGAUAA
Messenger RNA from Dracunculus medinensis (Guinea worm), 426 nucleotides. Lineage: Eukaryota; Metazoa; Nematoda; Chromadorea; Rhabditida; Dracunculidae. The record is from the annotation of a GenBank genome assembly.